GCUCAGUCUCUGGCUGUGUGUGUCAGUUUGUACUCGAGGCAUGCAGCUGGACUGACUGACAGCCACGAAGGGUCUGCUUAUUUAUUCACUGAGUUCAGUUUCUUCACCAAAUUUCACAUCUGUGAAUUUAAAGCCCAUGAUGCAACACUGUUACACGGUUUUAGUACAUUGUUAUAUUUCUCACACCCAGGAUGUUUUGUUUCCCAAGAAAUAAAGUUGCCAUGAUGGAAGACAGAUGUUAAUUAACCCCCUAGUGGAAAAAUCAGUAAGUAGUUUGGUGGCUGAUGUUUUCCUUCUGGGUGUGAAAAACAAAGUUACAUUGAGCAACAGUUCAAUUCAGUCAUACUGUUGUUAGUGCAGGAGCCCUGGGGCUCAGCAUUCUGCAUCACUGCCUCUGUUAUGGUACACUGUGGAUAUGAAACAAAUGCAAGGGAAGUGUUUCCAGAAGCCGGUCCCCUCGCUGCAUUAGAUCUCAGUUCCUGUGUCUCUGCUGAUGGAUUUAACGGCAUGUACCAUCCACACAGCUGCUGAGGACGGUUUGGUCAGCAGAUAUUAUUUCUGAACAGGUAUAGAUGGUUACUAUCAGGACAUGAACUCAGCUGAGUGACAGCUGACUACUUCAUAGCCACAAAGCCACCAAAGUAACUUUUUUGGUUAUCUGGAAAUAGUUCCUCUACCUGGAUGUAAUAUUUAUCCAAGUCGUGCCUCUUUUGUGAACCACUGAGGACAGGAUGGUUCAGGAUUUACUGGAUCUACAAGGAUGCAAAACCAGAACAUGCAGCCUCCACCCAGAGAUCGGUCAGAACAGUGCAUCCUCUAGAAAGGUACUUUCUUUGGAGUCUGAUGUACUGCCUGAAUAUAAACUCCAGGUGCCAGAGACAACAUGGUGGAUCUUGCUUCAUUACAGCCCCUUUAAGGCAUUUUGGGACUGGAUCAUCCUCCUCCUAGUCCUCUACACAGCGGUUUUCACCCCUUACUCAGCUGCCUUCCUCUUAGAUGAACAUGGGGAUAUACGUCAAAGGAGUUGUGGCUACACAUGUAACCCUCUGAAUGUGGCGGACCUUUUGGUGGACGUGUUGUUUAUUGUUGAUAUAGUCAUAAACCUCCGCACCACCUAUGUGAAUCAGAAUGAUGAGGUUGUUACACAGCCAAGCCGGAUAGCCAAGCACUAUAUCAAAGGCUGGUUCCCCAUUGACCUGUUCGCAGCCAUCCCUUUUGACCUCCUCAUUUUCAGAUCUGGCUCUGAUGAGAUGGCAACCUUAACCAGUCUCCUGAAAACAGCCCGGCUGCUGCGACUGGUCCGCGUGGCAAGAAAGUUAGACCGGUAUUCUGAAUAUGGGGCAGCUGUCCUCUUCCUGCUAAUGUGCACCUUUGUGCUUAUUGCACAUUGGCUGGCCUGCAUUUGGUACGCUAUUGGCUUUGUGGAGAGGCCCUACACAGAGACCGGGUGGCUGGAUAACCUGGCAGAACAACUAGGCAAGGUCUACAAUGACAGUGACUCCACCUCUGGUCCGUCAGUCAAAGACAAGUAUGUCACUGCUCUAUACUUCACCCUGAGCAGUUUGACAAGUGUGGGCUUCGGUAAUGUGUCUCCAAACACCAACUCUGAGAAGAUCUUCUCCAUUUGUGUCAUGGUCAUUGGCUCUCUUAUGUACGCUAGCAUAUUUGGGAAUGUGUCUGCCAUUAUCCAGCGGCUGUACUCUGGUACAACCCGCUACCACACCCAGAUGCUGCGAGUCAAAGAGUUCAUCCGUUUCCAUCAGAUCCCAGGUGGACUGCGCCAAAGGCUUGAGGAAUACUUCCAACACGCUUGGUCCUACACAAAUGGGAUUGACAUGAAUGCUGUGCUGAAGGGCUUUCCAGAGUCUUUGCAGGCGGACAUUUGUUUGCACUUGAACAGGUCUCUGUUACAGAACUGCAAGGCUUUCCGUGGAGGCAGUCAAGCCUGUCUGCGUGCUUUGGGGAUGAGGUUCAAGACCGUUCAUGCUCCACCAGCAGAUACCCUGAUCCAUUACGGUGACAUUCUGGACUCUCUGUUCUUCAUCACUCGUGGCUCCAUCCAGGUCAUCAGGGAUGAUGUGGUUGUCGCUAUAUUAGAAAAGAAUGACAUUUUUGGUGAGCUUAUUCACCUGUACGAUGAGCCAGGGAAGUCCAAUUCAGAUGUAAUCACCAUCACCUACUGUGACCUGCACCGCAUCCCCAGGGAAGACCUGCUGGAGGUCUUGGAUAUGUACCCCAGCUUUGCAGACAACUUCUGGAGGAACCUGGAGAUAACAUUUGACCUGAGAGAUGCUGACCAAGUACCACCGAUAAUAACAACUGAUGAUUCUGGUGAUGAUUGUGGUUGUCGUCACAAGUCAAGACACAAAAUACACUCCUUGGAUUGUAGAAUCAGGCCAGAUGGAAUAGAUCAUGAGGACUCGUACCCUGUUCAGUCCUUCCACCAUCGUCACUCACCUCCACAGACCCACUGGGAUGACCGCUGCAGCUGUGGAUCCCAAUGUUCCCAGUCUAGUGAAGACCUGGCUAAACCUCGUGCAUGUGGCACCAAAGUAGAGCUUUACCCAAUGGGGAGAGAAGCCAUGAUGGACAGAGGCCACCAAGCUUCAUCUCUAAAUGUGCCAGGAAUGUAUCGAUACUGGCCAGACCGUCAGUCUCCACAGUUUUCCAGUCGUACCUGGAGAUCAUCAUCUGUUCGCAACUCAUACCACCCACCGCCUUUCACAGAAGAGAGGCCCAGCGAACUGGAGUCUCGGCUUGAGGUUUUACAUUCACAGCUCAACAGAUUGGAGACUCGCAUGACAGCUGACAUCAACGUUAUUCUUCAGCUUCUCCAGCGGCAGAUGGCUCCUGUACCUCCAGCUUACAGCUCUGUAUCACCCAGUACCCUCCCCUCAGACUCACCUGGCCUGUACGGGAACGGGACAGCAGUGUUACACACCAUGUACCCUAUUUCCCCCAUACAGAUGGGCAGCCGGGCACCCACAGAGAGCUCUACACAGACUAAUCUUAAAGUCAUCAAGAAGUCCCAGGAGUCGUUGUCCAGUGGCAUCCAUGUGACUGUGGCAUCAGACGACACCAUGUUCAUGAUGGUCACCCCUGAAACUGAGACCCAUGCAGGGUUGGCUCCACAGCUGCCCCAGGCGUCUGUGGGAUCCUCCCUUACGGACAACCCCAGGCUCUGCGGCAGCCUCCGCUACCCUUCACUGCCCGGUAACCUGGACAUUACCUCAGGACUGGAAGACAUCCAGAAACACCUCUCAGAUCCAGUUCUGCCUGUCAUCUGACAACCUUCACGGGCUGCCAACCACGACCACUGUAACAACAGUGAAAGAAGAAACUCAGUGCUCCUUACAGACCUCUGGAUGAAUCUAUGGGAUUAGAGCAGCUCCUCGUCUGAGGUGGUUCAGCUGUGUCUCACAUGAAUAGAGCUUCAAAGACAGAAAAUGGUGACCAACACAAGACUGCAAGUUAGUCUUUGGUGAUGGCUUUUUCUAACAUUCGUCUCCUCAUCCAAUAUUAUCAUAAUGUCUAAGAGACUAAAUAUGGACUGAUAAAACACAAGCCAAACUGUCUUUCCACUUCUUAGUGCUUUUUUUUGUCCUGGUUUUUCCCGGUUCAGUACAUAUUUUGAGUUCUGGUCCUCUCUAACUUGUCACUUAUAAUUCGUGAGUAAUUCCCUUCUUGGUAAUUACAGAGCAUCUUCACGCAGACUCAGAUAUUAAACAAUAUGUUGGCUCACAUUUUUUUUAGAAAACUGUUUUGAUUUUGUUGAAAUGGUUAAUAACAGAAUGUGACUGCCAAGAAGGUAACUGGACAUUUAACAAUUUGUAAUUAUUUUGCCACUUUUCUCUGGUGCACAUUAUGUGUUUUAAAAUGAGCAUAGACAUAUCUGGGGCAUUCCUCUUAACAGUUGUUCAUUAUGUGCUAAUCACCUGAUCUGUAACCAUGCUGAUCUGACUCAAAAUUCCCCAAAUGACAUCUAUACAGAAUUUAUUUCAUAAAUUUAUGCUCAGAAAAAAGUAACACCAAACAGCUGCAGCAGUUGUAACCCCUUUCACUUGUAGUUCCCACUCCAACCCACAGUUCAUUGCAUUCUUGAUGCCAGUUCCUAGACUCUGACAACAUCCAUUUUACCUGUUGAUUCUCUACAUAACAUAGAAGAAAUAAUGGAUGAUGAUUUCUUACAGUAUUUUGCAGUAACUGGAAGAAUAGAUUCCACCUAUCAUUUCUGUAAUAUAUAUUAUUAUCAGUACUUUGUUGCUUUACUGUGAAAUAAGUUAUAUUUUGUCUAAACAUGAAGCUUCUGUCUAAUGAUU
Sphaeramia orbicularis (orbiculate cardinalfish) is the source of this 4319-nucleotide messenger RNA. It is a transcript of the gene kcnh6b, whose product is annotated as potassium voltage-gated channel, subfamily H (eag-related), member 6b. The transcript is spliced from 11 exons. Gene Ontology annotation, cellular component: plasma membrane. NCBI's taxonomy places the organism in Eukaryota, Metazoa, Chordata, Actinopteri, Kurtiformes, Apogonidae. Gene Ontology annotation, biological process: membrane repolarization during cardiac muscle cell action potential; potassium ion transmembrane transport; regulation of heart rate by cardiac conduction. Bases 732 to 3287 code for a protein of 851 amino acids. The record is from RefSeq and is a predicted model, not a curated record. Gene Ontology annotation, molecular function: inward rectifier potassium channel activity.